Messenger RNA from Anolis sagrei ordinatus, 2032 nucleotides. The record is from RefSeq and is a predicted model, not a curated record. NCBI's taxonomy places the organism in Eukaryota, Metazoa, Chordata, Lepidosauria, Squamata, Anolidae.
CCUUCCUUCCUUCUCCUCGGAUCCGGAAAAUGAAGAUUCAAUGGAGCUACCCCUUGGAUGUAGCAAGGUGAUGGACUUGCUGAAAUCUUGACCUCACAUACAGAUAAGGAAGGAAAAAGGAAGACGGUAUUGCAAUCAAACACCCAGAUCAUGGCUGACAUGGAGGAGAAAGCAUUGAUAUGCCUGGAAUGUGGGAAGAGUUUCACUCGGAGGGAUCAUCUGAAGCGACAUCAAAAGACUCACACGGGGGAGAAACCCUAUAACUGCCUGGAGUGUGGAAAGAGCUUCUCUGAGAGUUCAGAUCUACGUUCACAUCAAAGGAUUCACACUGGGGAGAAACCCUAUACAUGCCUGGAGUGCGGGCAGAGCUUCGCUAAGAGUGGAAAUCUACAUUCACAUCAGAGGAUUCACACUGGGGAGAAAUCCUAUACAUGCCUGGAGUGUGGACAGAGCUUCACUCAGAGUGGACAUCUACGUUUACAUCAAAGGAUUCACACUGGGGAGAAACCCUAUACAUGCUGGGAGUGUGGAAAGAGCUUCACUACAAGUGGAAGUCUACGUUCACAUCAAAGGAUUCACACUGGUGAGAAACCCUAUACAUGCCUGGAGUGCGGGCAGAGUUUCGCUAAGAGUGGAAAUCUACGUACACAUCAAAGGAUUCACACUGGGGAGAAACCCUAUACGUGCCUGGACUGUGGGCAGAGCUUCACUACAAGUGGAAGUCUAUGUUCACAUCAAAGGAUUCACACGGGGGAGAAACCCUAUACAUGCCUUGAGUGUGGAAAGAGCUUCACUGGGAAUGGAAACCUACAUAAACACCAAAGGAUACACACUGGGGACAAACCCUAUACAUGCUUGGAGUGUGGAAAGAGCUUCACUAUGAGUGGACAUCUGCGUUCACAUCAAAGGAUUCACACUGGGGACAAACCCUAUACAUGCCUUGAGUGUGGGCAGAGCUUCACUGAGAGUGGAAGUCUACGUUCACACCAAAGGACUCACACUGGGGAGAAACCCUAUACAUGCCUGGAGUGUGGGCAGAGCUUUACUAAGAGUGGAAAUCUACGUUCACAUCAAAGAACUCACACUGGGGAGAAACCCUAUACAUGCCCAGAGUGUGGAAAGAGCUUUGCUCAGAGUGAACAUCUACGUUCACACCAAAGGACUCACACUGGGGAGAAACCCUAUAGAUGCCUGGAGUGUGGGCAGAGCUUUACUAAGAGUGGAAAUCUACGUUCACAUCAAAGGACUCACACUGGGGAGAAACCCUAUAACUGCCUGGAGUGUGGACAGAGCUUCACUGAGAGUGGAAGUCUACGUUCACAUCAAAGGAUUCACACUGGGGAGAAACCCUAUAAAUGCCUGGAGUGUGGGCAGAGUUUCACUCAGAGUGGAAGUCUACGUUCACAUCAAAGGACUCACACUUGGGAGAAACCCUAUGUAUGCCUGGAGUGUGGAAAGAACUUUGCUCAGAGUGAACAUCUACGUUCACACCAAAGGAUUCAUACUGGGGAGAAACCCUAUAGAUGCCUGGAGUGUGGGCAGAGCUUUACUAAGAGUGGAAAUCUACGUUCACAUCAAAGGACUCACACUGAGGAGAAACCAUAUACAUGCCCGGAGUGUGGAAAGAGCUUCAUUCAUAGUUCAGGUCUACGUAGACAUCGAAGGACUCACACUGGAGUGUGGAAAGAGCUUCACUACGAGUGGAAGUCGACGUUCACUUCAAAGGAUUCACAUUGGGGAGAAAUCCUAUAAACACAUAGUGUGUGGGAAAAGUUCUGAGAGUAGAAAUCUACAUAGACAUAGAAUCCACAUUGGAGAGAACAGUGGUAUUUGACCCCAAAGAGAGUUUCCCAGAUAGAGUUUUCAUAUUGGUGAAACACUUUUUAGACAUGCAUCCUUUUGUGACACAAUAAUUUAGUUUAACUAGCAAACCAGAGGUUAAACAACCUCAUAUAAGAUAUUCAAUAUAAUACUAUAUUAUAUAAUACUAGCUGUACCCAGCCAGGUGUUGCUGUGGCCCAUUUUGGAGAAA